This is a messenger RNA of Daucus carota subsp. sativus, 6464 nucleotides long. RefSeq lists its product as uncharacterized. The record is from RefSeq and is a predicted model, not a curated record. The transcript has 4 exons. The coding region runs from base 469 to 1245 and encodes 258 amino acids. NCBI's taxonomy places the organism in Eukaryota, Viridiplantae, Streptophyta, Magnoliopsida, Apiales, Apiaceae.
CUUGUAAUUAUGUGUUAGACAGUCGAAACGCGAUUUCCGAGGAUCAUAAUUUCGUAAGCAUUUCCUUUCUUCGUUAAGUAAAGACGGUCCGGGAAUAGAGUAGCUUAUCGAAGGCUAGAGCUGUGUGUAUAUCUACGCACUAUCGCAUACCGUCAUGGAUACAAGAAUCGGUCAUAUUUUCAUUUUUUUUUUCUUGAAGUGUCACUAAUAAUCGAUUCUAAACUGAAAAGCUCAUUUUGAACAUUAAUAUUCUGUUGUGGGCCUUGUGUCUUCAUUUUGGGCCCAUUAGUGGACCAAGGACUCAUUCAAAACACUCGCAUCAAACCAUAAAUUUGAGGUCGCGGCCCAGCUCUAUGUAGCUCUGAUCAAAUCAAAGAAAGCAAUAGCAGCCUAGAGAGCACACUUUUUAUAGUGCACAGUCACAAAUUACACCGACUCAAUUUCAAAUUUCCCGCCAAAAAUCGAGAGAUGAGAGAUCAUCUUCGCACUCCUCAGCAGCCUCAUAAGCUCGCAAAGCGCAAUUUGAAAUGGAGCUUCGAACAAUACAGAUCUCCGAGAAAAUUUGUUGAGCAAUGUAACGAUGCGGUUAUCGCUCCUGGACCGGAUGAUGUUUCAAUCAAUUCAGUCAAGGAUUCUGAUGAUUUUCAAGUGGAUGAAUCUUCGGUGGAGAAUUCCAUGAGUUCACCAAGUACAGCUGUUCCGCCAUCAGUCGCAUCAGCAGAUUUAUAUCUCUCUCCUUUGUCCUCCGCACUCACUUCCGAUGGCUCUCCAAUAUUGUCCGAUCUCUCUCCUUUGUGCUCAGCGCUCACUGUCAAUGCAUCUCCAGUUUCCUCUAAAUGCUCUCAGAUGUCCUCCACAAUUACUUCGGACAAGGUGCACACUGAAGAUGUCAGAGUCAACUGCCAAACUGCAGAUUUAAGUGAGUAUGUGAAGAGAGACUCCGGGAAGAUAGAGCUUUUUGGGAAAAAACUUAGACAGGUUAGAACCCAAAGGAUGAAUUCAGACAAUAUGAUACUUCUAUCUAAGAGUGUGCUGGACGAACUGUUGAAGAUUGCGAUUGAGGACUUGCAUAAUCUGCCUGAGAAGAGAGGCUGGUUCAGUGAAAUAGUUGAGAAGAAAGUUAUGAAUGUCCUCAGGAAGCUUUUCGUUGUCACUUUGACGUUCAUGCUGUUGAUCAUUUUCGUGGGAGUUUUCAUCUUCAGUUCAGAUAAAAGAAGCUCUUACAAUGAACUUGUGCCAACAUGAUAAUUCGAUUGCAAACUGAUUGAUGCUCAAAGGGUAAAAUGUUGGAAAUCGGAAGAAAAUCCCCGCCCCUGGCCCACCUCCCAAGAGGUAUUUAGCAACCAUGUCAUUGCAUUUUGUAGACAUGAAGCUUCAGAAAGCAGUCUAGAAUCAAAAGGGAUGUAUAUUGUUUGUUGAGUCUGUAUUUUGUAUAAACAGCGAUACUAGUUAAAUCUGGUAGCUUGCUAUUGCUUGCUAAGAACAAGUUUUUGGUAGUGUUUUCCAGUACAGAUGUAUGAUUCUAGGAAAUAAUUGUGAAUAUGGAUUCUUAUGGAUAAUUGCAAUGAAUCAAAGUCAUGUGAUUGCCACUUUAGAAUUGGUUAUUAGAGGAGCCGCUGAAGCAAGUUAAAAAGGACAUUAUCUGACAAAUAUAUGGGAUCUUAGUGUUGAUUAAUGGAACAAUUAGCUAGGAGUUGAGUCGGUCUAACUAAUAAACUAAACAAAAGUAUAAUUUGAUAGUUUAUUGUCACUUGUGGCAGGUCCCAUAAUUUUGAUUAUUGUUAACCUAAUGCAUAAUCCAGCUGUAAUUGAAUGGAUUGGAUAUGCAGAUGCGAUAGACUAAACUGUAAGCGUAAAUAUUUUAGUUAGUGCAAGCCAAAAUGUAACAAAUGCAACCCUCUGAUAUGUAUAGCAAUUAUGUUUGUCAUUAGCCUAAUUGUAGCAAUCUGCAGUUGAUUCUAUUUGGUCGAAUAGUCUUGUCUGUUUUCUAGUUCAGCUGAAGUUCUAAAAUAUAGAAUAAUCGUUCUAUGUUGCUUGAAAUUGACAUUGGUCUGAAUGCCUUAUCUUUUACAGUGUUGCUUGAGGAUGGCUUCAAAUUUAUAAUUAACUAUGACGGAAAAGAGUUUGCUUAUAGACUAAUCCAUGAUUACUUAGGAGUAUCACUGAGGUUAUCUCUAAAACUUCCUUUUCAAGAUUGAGAUCUUUCUUACUGUUUCUACAAGUCUGUGUAACAAAGUCUACGGUUUGUUGAAGUAUUUGGACUUACAUUGUCUACUAAUCUCUUUGAGACAACCUUCACUAUAGCAAUGGCUAAUCAAGAAAACUUUAAUAAUUCAAGUCCCAGAAAGGUUGAAUAGUUUUACUUACCAGCUCUAUGACCUACUUAGACCAUUUUGUCUGGUCAAAAUUAUACAGAGUCUAUAUAUUCUCUCUUUUUUCCUUAUAGUAAAACACUUUCUACUAAUAAUUAACAUUGACUGUGGAUUUAACAGUGGUUCUGAAACUUUGGUUUUGGGAAUGUUUUCAUUCUCUAUUAGUUUAUCUUUAAGUACAACUAGUUUAGUAGUAAUUACUUGUUACAUCUAAGAGUAAACGACCCAGUUUUUCAACAUUGAACUUUUGAUAAAUAUAAUAUAUCAACAGCCCUUAUGCAAUAAAAUGACCAUAUCUUCUUCUUUUUUAUAAUAGAUAUUGAUUACUGUUAGAUGGUGUCUCAUGGUAGGGGGCAAUCACUCUGGCACAUGAUUAUGCUCUGUUAGUGUGUUCUGGUUUUGAAAUUUUAUUAGGCAAUUUGUGUAAGGUGUUUGAGAUUUACACAUGGAACAAUGAUUACAUGAGAAUGUGGAUUAGGCUCAUCAUCAAGUAAAUUAUAAUAUCAAAUAUUCGAACCACAAUCAUUAAGCGUGUCCAGUUGUCAUUUCCCAUGUUAUAUCAUUCUCUUCUUCCAGGAAACAGCCAAAUUUUAGACUAUUUCUUGAUCAUAGACUAAAAUGCUAAUCCUAAUUAAUUUAAAAUGUGCUAACCUAAUCUCUCUUUUUAGACAACUUGCAGUAGAAAACACACUCACAGUACAAGAGUGGGAUUUGUGCUGUUAAUUGCUUUCUUGAGCUGUUUUCAUAAAUGAGCUAUUAGCCUAUUAGCCCGAUUUACUUGGAGUCUUUCUUAUAGAGGCUAGACUCUAGAGCAUCCACUAAUAAUAGGGCUUCAGGGUUGAUGUUUGCUGUAGUAUCUAGCUCAAUUAUGUGAUGCAUAUUCUGCGAUUAGCUAGACAUGGUACUUGCAACAAUCAACCCUCAGAAAGAACUUAUUUCUUAAGGUAUCUAAUUACCAAUAAUUGUGUUUCAUUUUACCAAUAUGACUAUGGAAGUGUUUGGCAUGGUUAAUGAGUCCGGUUAACCGGAACCUCAAACCCAUGUAGGUGUUUGGAUUAGCAAUUUUGUGACAUGGAAUGAGAAACUCAAUCCCACUUAAAGGGUAUAUCAUUACUUACACCAUUGGAAAUAUCCAUUCUCAUACCCUUCAUUCACAUUCUCGAUUCUCAUUCCCACUCACGAACCAAAUGCCCCUAUAUCUCUGAAAAUCACAUUUUCCCAUAGAAACACUGAUCAGAACUAUCCAUCUUUGAUCCUUUAAUGUGGUAACGGGAAAUGUUUUAUAUAGGGAGGUACGUAAGAAGUAAAUAUUCAACUUCUGUUUCUUUUUUUUCUUUUUUUGGUUUCGGAUAGGGAGAACAUAAAGUAAUGAAAGCAAAAUACAUUUCACUGUCACUUAAAGAUGAAAUGAAAAGGGAGUGAAGCGAAUGAAAGGCUUCUAAAUAUUAAUUUUCUUAGUUUGGAAUUAAUUCCUUUGUUCUUGUUACAGUAUUAAUCAUUUUCACCUUCCUUCGCAUAUGUUUUACUUUGCCUCAUCUUAUCAAAAUUCGAGGGCACAAUUGCGAAUGUUAUUUUAUUUCACUCUGCUUCCCUCCUUUUCCGCUUCUAACAAAACUCAGGAGCAAGACGUUAAUAGGAAAGCCGGGGAGGGGGGAGAGGUUGUCUAUACCGCAGAUGACAGAAAGGAAUGGUACAUUUUACUGGGAGCAUGGAGCUAAAUAGCCAGAUCACGCGGAAGCAUAAAAUUCCAAAACUUGAAGGAAAAAUGGACAAACAAAGCAUAAGAUGGAAAAAAAAAAGCCAGGUAAACAAGCACAUGCAUCUCUUCUGCAUAUCCUUUUCUUUUGUGCAUGAUCCUCCUCAAUGAUCAUUGCAUGGAAUGAGAAACAAAGAAAACUCGAGGGCCCAUAAACCUGCCAUUAGUGGAUUCCAACCCCUCAUGUCCUUCCAAUCCUUUUAUGAAAAAGUAUUACAGAAACACAAACUAGGAGUAAAAAAAAGGUAAAAAUGUUUAUAUAUUAUAGUCUGUGCAGGUACUGCACUCAAUCAGAAAAAGAUUAGUACAAUGCUGUAAAUAUACUUCAUAAAAAAUUUGCACAAGUCUGGCACACAUUUUAACACUAGUUACCUGUAGAUAAGUAGUCUUUUCUUUUAAUUUGUGUUAAUGUUAGUGAAUUUAUUCAUAAUUUGCAUAUAUAUGCAUAUUUCUCUUACCAGGAAGGUGAAAGAGAUGGCCCAAAUAAUGGGCAUAUGUUAAAAUAUUAUUAGUACAACAUACUGAGCAUGUUGAGAGGUCUGCCUUUAACCCUUUAUAAGUAUCCUCAGAUUCAAAGUAUCUAUAAUGAAGCCACAGCUCCUACUGGGUUGCAUUGCAGUGAAUAUAUACAGAUUUGUGUGUGUCUGUGCGGUGCGCAUGGGCGGAUCUAGCAUGGGAUCUCUAAGAGGGCACCAACAAAUUUUCAGAUAAUAUCUUAUAUUUUAUAAAAUUUAGGAUGGUAAAAAAAUGUGAACUAAUUUUUUAAUGGGACAUGUGGUCCCCGUGCUCCUUACUAGAUCCACCCACACACGGUGUGACCUAGUUGGUUUAGGAGAAUUGUACAUGAUCAUAUUUUAGUCCCUCCUACUUGUAAUAUGUAACAAUUUAAUACAUUUUUCACAAGAUUGACUACUUAUUUGUUGGGGUAGACACAACUACAACCAAACAGGUUUGGAAACAAGCUACUAGAUCUCAAGAGUGCCAUUUUGGAGCAACUGUUGGCAUUGGGUUUUGAAUGGUUAGAAAGUUUGUGAAUGCCCAUCCUUGUAAAGAAUGUUGACAGAUUUGUGACGCAUUAAAAAAAACAUUUGCAUAUUUUUCAUUAGAUUCCAACCAAUCAAUGUUCUGAUUUGCUCUAACCAAGCCUGACACUAGUACAUUUUGGUCUCUUGUCAUGAACACUUCAUCUAUUGCAACCACUCAUUCUCUGAAAACUAUGCUAUUUGUUUAUUGUCUUGAGAGUACAGCAAUUAGAAAGAUUGAAAAAGAUUUUUAUGAGUAUAUUAAUAUUUUUUUUCCCCAUAAAUUUAGAGACCGGUAAAAUAUAUUUAACUGAUGUUACAUUACGAGAAGUAGAAAGACUGUUUCCGAGUUUUUUCGAAUUUAGGCAAAUGAUUAUGCAAAUUAUGUGCAUAACACACUUUGACAAUAGUCACAACUCACAACAGUUUUCACCUUACUUUGAAGCUAAGCAUUCUUAGAAUCAAACAGUUGUUUGUUUGCCAUGUGCUAAUUUCUUGCUUUAUCUUUUCUUAUUGUUUGAACUACUAUACAGCUUAUAAAUGUUUUCCUCAAGUAAAAACAAACAUGAGUGGUAUGUAUUUUCAUACUAUCUUUUUUAUAUUUCGAAGUUAGAUAAUGGAGAUGGAGUGGGCCCUUCAAGUUUUAUUUCAUCCACACUUAUGGCUGUAAUGGAAUUUCUAGAUGUUGACGUUAUUUCAUCCUUCUUUAAUGACCCCUGUAUUAUUCAUAAACCUGGUUUCUCUAAUAAUCUAUGCAAAAUUCUAUAUAAUCUUUGCAAACAUUAGAUUAUCGAGUCGAGUUCAAGUUAACGAGCCGAACUCGAUUUCGAGUCUCACAUUUAAAAACGGUGCAUCGACUCGUUAAACUUAUUGAACAAAUUCAAUUGUUCUAACUCAAACUCGUUAACAAACCGAGUCGAGUUAAGUCGAGUUUCUUAUUAAGUCUAGAGGAAUUUUUUAACGAUCAGUUCGAUUCGUUUACAGCUCUACAUGAAACCUCAUGCUCCGCGUAAAACGGGAAAAGGAGUAGCAAGAUGUGUGCAUGUUACAUGUAGGAGGUAGCAGCAGGCGCCAAAUAAUAAAUAAAGAACGCAUUAACAGUAGGUGGACAUUAUAAUCAAUAAAAAUCAAUAAUAAAUAUAAGAAAGAAAGAAAGAGCCAUUCAUUCAAAGGCCAAAGCAAUUAAGCAAGUCUGUUUGUUAUGCCAAAAGCAUUUCUUUUAAAGCCCCUCCACCAACACCGGCCACCUUCCUGUCCUAAACUUCUUUUCAUCCACUUCUCUCUGUAUUUCUCUUCUUAUAUCAUUCCAUAGAA